AUGAGCAAGCGAUUAGAGACCGUGGCCACGAUGACCUGCAUGAAGACCCUGCUGAUGCUUUUUAAUUUCAUUUUCUGGGCGUCCGGGAUAUUGAUGCUAUGCAUCGGCAUAUGGAUGCGCAUCCAGUUGCGAGAUUACAUGAAUAUGAACGUGCAGGGCAGCGGGACAGCCCUGUUAGCGCUCGCAUGCUUGGGCGCGGUGUUAGCGGUAGCGGCGGUUCUCGCCUGUUGCUGCACCGCGCGAGGUCAUCCUGCCCUACUAUACCUGUAUGGCGCGUUUCUUGCCGUUGUCGCAUUACUGGAACUUGGUGCAGGUGCGUCGGUUUACGCUUAUCGUACAAACUUGAAUGAAGGAUUCGAUCAAGGUCUAAACCAGAGCAUGGAAGCCUAUGGACAGGAUCAUUCCAUGAGCAGUUACUUAGACAGCAUGCAAUCAACCUUGCAUUGCUGCGGUAAUCGUGGAUACGCCGAUUGGCGCGAUUUGAAUUCACCAAAGAAAAUUCCCCUGUCUUGCUGCAAGGUGCCCGAGGAUAAGUGCGAGCCGAACGACAUAGAACAAAUUUAUACCGAUGGAUGUUACAGUCGCGUGCUAGAUUUCAUAAACGGCAACAUCGGUCUGGUAGCCGGUACAGCGAUCGGCGUAGCCUUUUUCCCGUUAGUGGGCAUCUUCCUGGCGUGCUGCUUAGCCAGCAACAUCAACAAGGCCGAGUAUGAACAGGUCGCUUAGGCACGGCAUUCGCGCAAGCAGCAACGACGAUUCUAUCAGGAAACAAAAAAACUCGCGUCGCUAGCGACAACAGCGAACGUACACGAUUUCAACAUUGGAGCACGAAACUGAUUUUGAUCGAGGCAAGCGCGCGCGCAUUUUGCCCAACUUCGAGAUUUUAAUCGAAGACUCUGCAGCAUAAAUUAGAUAAAAGUCUGCAGUAUAAGGUACGCAUCUUUAAGUUAAUGAAAUCAAGUCAAUCUGAAAAAAUGGACCUUGCAUACCAAUAAAUUAUAAAAUUACAUUA
Molecule: messenger RNA, 1012 nt
Organism: Formica exsecta
Lineage: Eukaryota; Metazoa; Arthropoda; Insecta; Hymenoptera; Formicidae
Product: tetraspanin-7-like
Exons: 5
Coding region: 1-726 (241 amino acids)
Cellular component (GO): membrane
Source: RefSeq, a predicted model, not a curated record